CAAGAACUGGUCAGCAUAUUUGAGUCUCUUUCUUUUUGUUAAUUAAGAUAUCAGUGUCUUUGUUUAGCAGACAUUUCUUUGGGACACUUUUUUGAAGUGGUAUUAUCUGAUACAGUGUCUUUGUGAUCUGAAAUCAAAAUUUUAGCUUUUUUAGAGCUAUUUAAUGUCAUAUUUUCUUGAUCUUUUGAACUUGGUCUAAGUUAUUUUCAUCUCUAUAUCCCUUAAAAAUAAUACUUUCUUUUAGGGGAUAUUUGGAUUUCCUUUUUUGGGGUCUCUUAUUAGGUCAUGUUUGUGAUUUUUAAGGAACUUUGGUUCAGUUGUUUAGCUGAUAAUUUAAGGGUUUGAAAAAAGAACAGAUUUUUAGAACUUGGACUGAGCUAUUUCAUCUGUGUAUUUAUAUUUUUGUCUUUUUUCCCCCCUUAAAAUACUUUUUUUUGUGUUGUUAUUGGAGGAUUUAGCUUUGAAGAAAGUGGAGAUAUUUGAAAUUUCCUUUUUGGGUCUCUAUAAGGUCAUGUUUGUGCUAUUUAGGGAACUUUGGUUCAGUUGUUUAGCUGAUAUUUUAAGGGUUCUUGAUAAAAGAACAGAUUUUAGUGUUGUGUGAGGUGAGGGGGUUAUUUAAAGUUGGAAUCUUGGGUGGUGGGGUUUGAUGAUUUUUGAGUUUAGCUGAUAAUUUAAGGGUUUUUGGAGAUUAUUAGACACAAAUUUGAAAAAAAGAACAGGUUUUUAGUGUUGUGUGAGGUGAUUUAAAGUUGGUAUCUUGGGUGGUGGGGUUUGAUGAUUUUUGAGUUUAGCUGAUAAUUGAAGGGUUUUUGGUGAUUAAUAGACACAAAUUUCAAAAAAGAACAGGUUUUUAGUGUUGUGUGAGGUGAGGGGUUGAUUUAAAGUUGGUAUCUUGGGUGGUUGGGUUUGAUGAUUUUUGAGUUUGAUUCUUGGUAUUGUUAAGUAUGAGAUUGGGUGGUGAUGGUGUAAAAGGGGAGUCUUUGGAAGUAGAGAAAUCAAAAGGAAGGAAGAAAAAAGAAAAAGAGGAUGUGGAGGAGACUCAGACUGGUUGUUGGAUUAAGUUGAGGUUUAUUGGUAGCUGUAUUUCUUCAAGAUCUAAAGUUGAUAACUCCAUCAGUGGCAUCAGCGCUCGCUGUGAAAGUAAAUCCACAAAUGAUACAAGCAUAGACCAGCCUGUUGCUCCAAUUAUCUCAUCCACAACCACAAGUAAUGCUGAAAGUAAUAAUUCUUCCACCUCCAAACUCGAAGAGGAACUUAAAGUUUUUUCGCAGCUUCGGAAGUUCACAUUCAAUGAUUUGAAGUUGGCUACGAGAAACUUCAGACCAGAAUCCCUUCUCGGUGAAGGGGGUUUUGGCUGUGUCUUUAAGGGUUGGAUUGAAGAGAACGGGACGGCACCUGUUAAGCCAGGAACAGGGCUUACUGUUGCUGUGAAAACUCUAAAUCAUGAUGGACUUCAGGGUCACAAAGAAUGGCUGGCGGAAGUAAAUUUCCUUGGCGACCUCAUUCAUCCAAAUUUGGUUAAAUUAAUUGGUUACUGUAUUGAAGAUGAUCAGAGGUUGCUGGUUUAUGAAUUUAUGCCUCGAGGAAGCUUGGAAAACCAUCUGUUCAGGAGGUCCCUGCCUCUUCCGUGGUCCAUCCGCAUGAAGAUAGCAUUGGGUGCAGCAAAAGGUCUUGCGUUUCUUCAUGAGGAAGCAGAAAGACUAGUGAUAUACCGUGAUUUCAAAACGUCCAACAUUCUGCUAGAUGCGGAUUACAAUGCCAAACUUUCUGAUUUUGGACUCGCUAAAGAUGCUCCGGAAGGCGACAAGACCCAUGUUUCUACUCGUGUCAUGGGAACAUAUGGUUAUGCAGCUCCAGAGUAUGUGAUGACAGGACAUUUGACAUCAAAGAGUGAUGUCUACAGUUUUGGUGUAGUUCUGCUUGAAAUGAUGACAGGUAGGAGAUCUAUGGACAAGAACCGGCCAAACGGGGAACACAACCUUGUUGAGUGGGCCCGACCACAUUUGGGCGAAAGAAGAAGGUUUUAUAAAUUGAUAGAUCCUCGACUCGAAGGCCAUUUCUCUAUAAAAGGUGCGCAGAAAGCUGCACAUUUGGCUGCCCGAUGCCUCAACCGGGAUCCCAAAGUAAGACCUAUGAUGAGUGAAGUGGUCGAGGCCUUGAAGCCGUUGCCAAACCUCAAGGACAUGGCCAGCUCCUCCUACUAUUUUCAGACCAUACAAGCAGACCGGGUCGGGUCCAGCCCGAAUACAAGAAAUGGGCUCAGAACGCAUGGAUCAUUCUCGAGGAACGGACAACAGCAUCCGAGAAGCCUAUCGAUUCCAAAUGGUUCUCAUGCUUCUCCAUACCGUCAUCAACCUCCUCAGAAUUCACCAAAUCCAAAAGGCAAAACGUAGAAUCCGAAUGACAGUAAUAUGUUUGUAUUACUCGUCUUUCUUCUCUAUAAAUAUAUUUUGUUGGUCCACAUUUAUGCUUUGGAUGACUGGCAAGAGUAUAGGAGUACAACAUGUAGUACUUCACUCCUACUUGAGAAGCAUGUAGUGUAAGCACCAUGGAGUAAAUAUAUUUUUGUGUCAGAUAUGUCACUCUCUUCCCAUUUCUCUUCAGCCCACCACAUCAUAGGAGGAACUAGUAACAUGUCACGGAUUCAAUUCCUCUAAAAGUUUUUUUUGUUUUUUGUUUUUUGUUUUU
Molecule: messenger RNA, 2688 nt
Organism: Lycium ferocissimum
Lineage: Eukaryota; Viridiplantae; Streptophyta; Magnoliopsida; Solanales; Solanaceae
Product: serine/threonine-protein kinase PBL34-like
Exons: 6
Coding region: 945-2393 (482 amino acids)
Biological process (GO): protein phosphorylation
Molecular function (GO): ATP binding; protein kinase activity
Source: RefSeq, a predicted model, not a curated record